Hypoxylon trugodes is the source of this 1534-nucleotide messenger RNA. Its product is annotated as kinase-like protein. The transcript is spliced from 4 exons. Gene Ontology annotation, molecular function: ATP binding; cyclin-dependent protein serine/threonine kinase activity. Gene Ontology annotation, cellular component: cytoplasm; nucleus. Gene Ontology annotation, biological process: protein phosphorylation. NCBI's taxonomy places the organism in Eukaryota, Fungi, Ascomycota, Sordariomycetes, Xylariales, Hypoxylaceae. The record is from RefSeq and is a predicted model, not a curated record. The coding region runs from base 228 to 1388 and encodes 386 amino acids.
UAGGUACCUAGGUCGCAUAAGGGGAAACAAGAGCUUGACUCAAUGCGGGUCAUUAAGUUCGAUUCACUUGUCUUGCAACAAGUCUGCAAGUCUAAUUCCUUACAUUAAAGCUGUUUCUUCUCAAGUUCGUGAUAGAAUAUUAAAGAUACUUUAUGCUACACAUAAAGACAUCAUUUUAUGAGAUAUAGCUACCUGCAUAAGGUCAAAGAAAUACAGAUCAAGCUAAGAUGACUACUGAGUCCGAUUGGAGAAGUUCUCUCUCCUCUUCUGAUCGAUACGACAAUAUUCAGGCCAUAAAAGCUGCAUUAGAGAAGGCAAACACCUCAAUAUCUCAGUCGAACGCUUUUACUAUUGAAAAUGAGGCUUACAAGAUCUCCGCAUCCCGGGCUGAAUAUGAUGAAACAUGUCGAAAAAUACCUGGUCAAGAGACAUCGACACCGACUCAAGCACUAAAUGCUUCUACAGAGCAGGAUGUCCCUCAAUCACCUGGUAUCACCAUAGGGUCAUAUCGAAAUUGUCACUAUGUCGCCAGCGGAGUCACCGCCGAGGUUUAUCGCUCUAAGGCAGUGGCCCUAAAAGUAAUCGUUGAGACCCGCAACAUGGAACCCCACGAUCCUUUCAGAGAAGCCAGGAUCUUGGAGCGGCUAAAGAAGCCAUGUAUUCCUCUUCUUGAGACUUUCCGAGACCAAGAACAACGAUUUACUCUAGCGUUCCCGUUUAUGCCUAUGAGUCUUGAGUCCCUUAUUGAGAAAGGGACUAUACCAAGGAACCGCGUACGAAAACACUUCACGGAAAUUUUCAAGGCUCUAGAUUAUAUCCAUCAACAAGGUAUUAUACACAGGGACAUUAAACCUUCCGCGAUUUUACUCGAGUCAAUUGACGGCCCUGCUUAUCUUUCUGAUUUUGGAACGGCUUGGCAUCCGGAGUUAUCGGUGUUCACGGAACCUGCCGACAGCAAAAUAUUAGACAUCGGCACCGGACCGUAUCGUUCACCUGAGGCGUUAUUUGGCGACAAAUCAUACGGAACCUCGGUUGAUAUGUGGGGGGCUGGGACUAUGCUCGCCGAAUGUUGUCGCAAUACACCCCGCCCGCUUUUCGAGUCUCGCGCUGCUCAUGAAGAUGGAAAUCAACUUGGCUUAAUAUUAAGCAUCUUCAAGACUAUAGGAAGCCCUACUCGUGAGUCGUGGCCCGAGGCAGCGACCUUCAAAACGCCUCCAUUCGACAUGUACCAAGUUUUCGAAGGCCAAACUUGGGAGAAUAUCUUACCAGACGUAGACGAGGACUUCCGUGAGCUUAUUGUCUCGUUAGUAGUCUACAAUACGAAAAUUAGAGCUACUGCUGCUCAGGCAUUGCGAUUUAAAUGCAUGCUUGACCCAAUCCAAGAAUAGGCUUGUAAGUUAUAAGUCGAGAAGCAUUUACACUAUUUCGGCUAUCAUCGGCAACCCGCGAAGCCAUAUCAUUAUAUAUACAUGCGAAGGAAUUCCAAAGUCAAUUCGGCCCAGGAACUCUCAAAUAGGCCUAUUCUGGAGUCUUA